Molecule: messenger RNA, 2151 nt
Organism: Clarias gariepinus (North African catfish)
Lineage: Eukaryota; Metazoa; Chordata; Actinopteri; Siluriformes; Clariidae
Gene: hs3st3l
Product: heparan sulfate (glucosamine) 3-O-sulfotransferase 3-like
Exons: 2
Coding region: 247-1314 (355 amino acids)
Molecular function (GO): [heparan sulfate]-glucosamine 3-sulfotransferase activity
Source: RefSeq, a predicted model, not a curated record
GAAAGACAACACAGGAGCACAGAUCACUCGGCACGAGCGCGGUACUUUAUUUACUGUAUCGCCAUUCCGUCCGUUAUAUUACAUUCUAAUUUACCUCCAUUUGGCGCGCCAGCGUUGACGCGCAGAGGUAGCGGCGGACAGGCAUGGGCACGGAGACACUCCGGUGGCGUGCACGUUCCCGGCGCUUUAAAGUUAAAGCGGUAACUUUUUGAACACAAUGGCGUCCUUCAGUCUGCAUCCAGAGCGAUGGCGGGUUCUCGCGGAGCCUUGUCUCCAACGGACAGAUGGAGGCUCGCGCCCAGACUUGUAGCCAUGCUGUGGCUCGGUGUCGCGUGCGCUCUGGUCUUCUCCUUGCUGCGAUGCUGCGGGUCCGAAGUGACGCAAAGUUUCAUCUUAAGCCGCGACGAGCCGCCGCUCGUGCCAGGACGCUACGGCGAGGCUAACGGGACGGCCGGUGUCAGUAGGAGGCGGUUUAAGCGGAGCAACGCGGGAGACGGCGCGCGGGCGGAGCGCUCGGUGAACGAGACGGACUGGAGGGGCGCGCGCAGGCUGCCGCACGCGCUCAUCGUCGGCGUGAAGAAAGGUGGCACGCGCGCGCUGCUCGAGUUCCUCAGGCUGCACCCGGACAUCCGCGCGCUCGGCGCCGAGCCGCACUUCUUCGACCGGCACUACGCGCGCGGCCUCACCUGGUACAGGAGCAUGAUGCCCAAAGCGCUGGAUGGACAGAUCGUGAUGGAGAAAACACCACGGUACUUCGUGACAGCCGAGACUCCAGCUCGUGUCCAUGCCAUGUCCCGAGAUGUGAAGUUAAUCGUCGUUGUCCGUGACCCCGUGACCCGCGCCAUCUCCGACUACACACAGAUCGCCUCGAAGACGCCGGGCAUCGCCAGCUUCGAAAGCCUGGCGUUUAAGAACAGAUCAUCCGGGCAGGUGGACUCUCUUUGGAGCCCGCUCUACAUCGGCUUGUACGCUCAGCACCUGGAGCGCUGGCUCGCUUAUUUCCCCCUCUCUCAAAUCCACUUUGUCAGCGGCGAGAGGCUGGUCAGUGACCCGGCUCUCGAGCUGGGCCGCGUGCAGGACUUCCUGGGGCUGGAGCGUAUUAUCACAGACAAGCAUUUCUACUUCAACAAGACUAAAGGCUUCCCCUGUUUGAAGAAGGCAGAGGGCAGCGCCGAGCCACACUGCUUGGGCAAAACCAAAGGCAGGACACAUGUGCGCGUCGACCCUGAGGUCAUUCACAACCUCAGGGAUUUUUACCACCCGCACAAUCUGAGGUUCUACAAACUGACUGGAAUGGAUUUUGGAUGGAAGUGAGGUUUUCUUUUUUUUUCUUUUUUAAAAUCCAGGCACUCAUGUGUGCAAAGCGGCACAGGAAACUGGUAAAUAUUUGAUGCAGUUAGUGCUCACAUUGGUAGUGGAAACUCUGGGUGAGUUAUAGGAAAUGCACUCUGAUCAAGGGUGAAAUAUUAUAUAAUCAGAUUUGCAUUUGAUUAUGUUUUUAUAACGGCGUCCUAUGUAUCAGGCUUCAGGAUGACCGCAAAAAAAAGAGCACAGUGGAAAGUAAAGCGGUGUCUAAACACCAGCUGUAAACAACAGAGUGAGCAUCAUUUGUAAAACACUGUUAAAGAAGUUGGACUGUACGGAAUAGAUUUAAUGUGAUUGACACUGAUUCGUCCCAUCAAGUGUUAUUACUUUCCAGAGUAACUGGAUUUGUGUAAUCAUUUGGGCUGGUCUACUGGCUCACUGAUGGAAGCUUUUAAAUCAAUUGAGCCAAAUAGUCAUUUUCCUAUUAUUAUGAUUAUUAUAAUAAUAAUAAUAAUAAUAAUAAUAAUUAUUAUUAUGUUGCAGAUUUGGUAUAUGGAAUAUCAUAAAGAACAGGGAAGUACAAGAAUACUCAUACUUUCAACAUUUUUAAUAACUUUAAAGUCUUUAAUUUGUUAGGACAACAAUUGUAAGUAACCUGACAUCGUGUUCAUAGAUGGAGCUAAUAAAAAAGAAUCAUACAUUAUACAUGCAUACAUUACACAUGCGUUCAUACAUUAUGCAUAAAUCAAGACGUAACGUCACUCCCUUUGAAACAUGUGCAUAUCAAAAGAAGUGGCUGUGACAUGCUGAUCUGUUCUUGCAUAAUGCACUCUUUGUGCAGCAUAA